This is a messenger RNA of Saccostrea echinata, 1533 nucleotides long. RefSeq names its product acetylcholine receptor subunit alpha-1-A-like. The transcript has a single exon. NCBI's taxonomy places the organism in Eukaryota, Metazoa, Mollusca, Bivalvia, Ostreida, Ostreidae. The coding region runs from base 1 to 1476 and encodes 491 amino acids. Gene Ontology annotation, biological process: chemical synaptic transmission; monoatomic ion transmembrane transport; regulation of membrane potential. Gene Ontology annotation, cellular component: synapse; neuron projection; membrane. The record is from RefSeq and is a predicted model, not a curated record. Gene Ontology annotation, molecular function: neurotransmitter receptor activity; extracellular ligand-gated monoatomic ion channel activity; transmembrane signaling receptor activity.
AUGUCGGUUUUACACUUUAUUUUCUUUCUGUGGGUUCUAUUCGCAAUUGAAUACGUUCAUAGUUCUGGAAAGGGUUGUGCCCCGGGACAGAAUAAAGGAGGAACAGAUCCCUCCUGCCCGAGUCCAGGAGGAUCACCUGGGGGCACCACAGAAGCCACAACAGCGGAAACUACCACAGCAGUCCCCACGCGACAGUAUUCCUCAGCUUCACAAAUGUCAUCUUUCAUCGUGGACACUUUUACGGCUUCCACAGCUUCUUACAACAAUUUAAUUUUUCCGAGAAAAAAUUUUAGUGAAACGAUUUUAGUAGACAUUGGUUUUAGCUUAAUCGCAAUCACUGACUUUGAUGAAGUAGCUGGAACUUUGGAGGUAAUUGGGAUUUUGACAAUAACUUGGUAUGAUGAGUUAGUAGAUGACUCUUACAGCAGUAGUGAUCAUGGACCAUUUACAGAGAUCGCUAUACCUAAUGAAUUUCUCUGGAAACCGCCAGUUUCCCUGUUUAACUCUGCUUCAGCUAUUGAGCCGGUAGGCGAUCCUUCUAAUUAUGUCCGAAUGUACAGGGUCGAUGAUUCAAGUAAUCCGUAUAAUCGACAUGGUAAAAUGGAAUGGAGACCAGGUGUGAUUACAAAAACGGGAUGCGUAGUAGAUGUGGCAUAUUUUCCUUUCGAUAGGCAAACCUGUAACAUUACAUUCACCCACUGGGGUUUUACUGACAAACAAGUAAAAUUCGAACCAUCCACAUCCACUUUAGAUUUGACAGAUUAUUCACCGUCGGACGAGUGGAGUAUUACGCAGUCAAGGCUGAUUGAGGAAACAGUUGAUGGUGGUUCGUUUGUGAAAAUAGAAAUAACAUUAGAACGAAAGCCGACUUACUAUAUGGUUAACUUCUUCCUGCCAAUUAUCAUUUUGGGUAUUUUGACUGCUUUAGUGUUCAUCCUGCCUUUGGAGAGUGGAGAGAGAGUAGGGUACUCCGUAACAGGGUUCCUUACCUUUGCAGUGUACUUGACCUUAAUUGCAGAGGGAAUGCCAAGGACAUCCGAACCAAUGGCCAUCCUCAGCUACUACCUGAUGUCAAUGGUCGUUGUAAGCGCAGCAGCUACUAUUAUUACCGUUUUCACUCUUCGUAUAUUCUUAAAAGAAGAAGACGAUCCUAUUCCAGGUUGUUUAGUCUACUUCAUUGCAUUUCUGAAUUGUUUAGUCUGCACGAAAGAGGAAGAUGAAGAUGAUGAAACGCCGUUAUUAGGUGCAAAUGCACUGGAAUUACGGACGAGGAGAGGAGGGUCAGCCAAGACUCCAAGAUCCAGAAUUGAGGUGGACAAUGAAAGUCUCGACAGUGAUGAACAUCCUGAAAAUCGAUACGACGUAGACUGGAAACUUGUGGCUAGUACAUUGGAUAUAUUUUCUCUGAUUGCUAUUAUGGCAGGUAGUGUGGCCAUUGCAAUUGUGUUUUUGGUUCCAUUAGCUGCUCAGAUGUGAACUUUAACAUUAAAAUUUUCGUUUGAAUUUCUGCUUUGGUAAGAAAUCAAAAUAUUA